Molecule: messenger RNA, 1698 nt
Organism: Papaver somniferum (opium poppy)
Lineage: Eukaryota; Viridiplantae; Streptophyta; Magnoliopsida; Ranunculales; Papaveraceae
Exons: 2
Coding region: 157-1698 (513 amino acids)
Source: RefSeq, a predicted model, not a curated record
AAUUAUCAAUAAACGCAUUGCUAAACUUAGUCCUUUCUUACUAGUACUAUAAUGAAUGCUUAAUAACUAGUAUUUUUUAUGGAGAUUUGAUUGGUGAAAAUGACUACCAAGUGUUUGUAUUAAUUAGUCAGACACGUUCUUGUAGGAAACAGAAGCAUGGCACCAUUUUCUUGUAAUGGCACCAGAAUCAUCUUGAAUAAUCAAGUUCUGGGUUCUCAAGGUACACAUUUAGAGAUGAAUAAUCGAGUUCCAAAGAUUGAUAUAGAAUCCAUGGAGAAUGUUGAUUCAAGUUCAUCGUCUAAUAAGACGGACGAAUUAUGUUGGGACAUAUUACUGUGGUUAAGAACAGCUGCAUUGGAUCCUUGCAAGCAAAAGCCACCACUGGAGAAACUUAGGAGGAGACAGAUUCUUAAAGCACGGGAACAUAUCUCUCUGAGCACUACUGAAUUUCCAUGGAAAAAGCGGAGACUUGAUCUGGUAGAAAAUAAAAGUGCCAUUAGCCCUCCUCUAGCAAAAACAAUUGAGCAAACUUCUUUUGCUUCUUCAGUUUCAUGCUUAAUCAGUUGCACUGACUCGACUGAGAUGUCUCAGCAAUGUAUUUGCAAACCCAUCUCAGUGGAGUCGUCGAGAUGUCGUAAUGAUUUCUCAAGAAAAAGGGUCCGAGAUAGUCAUUUUGACGGAUUUAAGGAUUUUAUUAGUGUUACAUUGACUCCAGAAAAGCCAAACAUUCAGAAUAUACUUAUGAACCAGUCACUGAAGGAGAUCAACAAACUUCCAUUGAAGCGGGUGCGUACGCCUGAAGCUAAGAUAACCACCAAAAAAAAAUCAUAUUUGUGUGACUCUGUUGGUUCAGUAGAUAAUUUAAGUGUGUCGAGUGAAAAUAGUCAAGAGAAACAUAAGACGGCUCGUAGGUCACCCGGGUUACAGAACCAGUCACUGACGGAGAGGAACAGUCUUCCACUGAAGCAGGUGUGUACUCCUGAAGCUAAGAUAACCACCAAAAAGGAUUCACCUUUGUCUGACUCUGUUGAUUCAGUAGAUAAUUUAAGUGUGUCGAGUGAAAAUAGUCAAGAGAAGCAUAAAACAGCUCGUAGGUCACCCAGGUUACAUAACUUCAUUGGUGAUGAUCUCCCAAGAAUUGAAGUUAAAAUUGGCAAGCGUCAUCAGGCUGACAUUCCAGAUUGGAUAGGGCCGAGGAAAAGUGAUAAUUCCUCAACUGAUGGUCAAAGUGAUUCAUUUGAUUCAAGGUAUAUGGGAACCAAGAUAUGGCCAAUUGAAGGCAAAAGCACAGAAACUAAUAAAGAAGAACGGAUUGGAAAGGGGAGAUCAAACUCAUGCUCCUGCUACUCAAAGGGGUGUGGAGGUUGCAUCAAACUUCAUGUAUUUAAGAAAGGACUCCAGCUACAAGACGAUCUAGGAACUGCUUUCUUUACUUGGAAAUUCGAUGAAAUGGGUGAAGAAGUUUCAAAUUCGUGGACAGCAGCGGAACAGCGGUGUUUUGAAACUCUUGUGAAAACAGACCCUACAACCCAGACCGAGAGUUUUCUGGAGUCUGCAUUGAAGCGAUUCCCUGGAAAAUGCAAAAAGAGUAUAGUCACUUACUACUUUAAUGUAUUUAUUCCUGGACGCAUAAGUAAACAGACCAGGUUAGCCUCCAAAUUUGUAAAUAGCGACGAUAACAAUGAUGUUUUCGGAUGA